Drosophila bipectinata is the source of this 772-nucleotide messenger RNA. RefSeq names its product serine protease 1. The record is from RefSeq and is a predicted model, not a curated record. Gene Ontology annotation, biological process: proteolysis. Gene Ontology annotation, molecular function: serine-type endopeptidase activity. NCBI's taxonomy places the organism in Eukaryota, Metazoa, Arthropoda, Insecta, Diptera, Drosophilidae.
CUGGAAUUAUGAAUUGUUUGUUGGUAGUGCUAUUAGCUCUAGUCCCCUCUUGGGCGGCUGGUGCCUCUUCGGAUAGUCCGGAGAAUAUCAUCACUAAUGGAAAUCCUGCCUACGACGGGCAGGCUCCCUAUGUGGUGGGCAUGGCCUUCCAGUCGAGCAACAUCUGGUGCAGCGGCACCAUCAUUGCUGACACCUGGAUCCUCACAUCGCCCGCCUGCUUGACCGGAAGCACCGGAGUAACCAUAUACUUUGGAGCCACCAGGCUUAGCCAGGCCCAGUUCACCGUGACUGUAGGCACCGGAGCAUAUGUAACUGGCAACAAGCACGUCGCCCUGGUGAAGGUACCUCGGGUAGGAUUCAGCAAUCGAGUCAACCGGGUCAACUUGCCGUCCAUGCGGGAUCGCUCGAGCUACGACAACAGGUGGGCCAGUGUCUGCGGCUGGGGAGUGACCAGCCUCAGCAACUCCCAGCCCGACUGGCUGCAGUGCGUCGACCAACAGAUCAUGCCCAACUCCGAGUGCGCCGCCUUCUUCGGCUCAUCCACUGUCAACGACCAGGUCCUGUGCACCCGCACUCCCAACGGACGAUCCCCCUGUUUCGGCGACGCCGGCAGUCCUUUGGUCACCCAACAGGGCUCCAUUGUGGUGGGCAUAUCCGAGUUUGUGGCCGCCAAUGGCUGCACUUUGGGCAUUCCGGCAGGAUUCGCCAGGAUCACUAGCCAACUGGAAUGGAUUCGCAGAUACACUGGAAUUGCCAACUAAAGUGGGUUCUC